AUGUUAGAAAAGUUAAUUUGGAAUAUUCGACUGUGGGCUGUUCUUGCUGCAGGAUUUGGAGUUGCCUGGUUGGUGAACAGAAAAAAGAAUGCCAGUAUUAGAAUUGAUUCAGAAAAUCUGGCGGUGGCAACCACAUCGGUGAGGAAAAGCAAGCAGAAACGAGCUCUCACCAUCCUGUAUGGUUCUCAGACUGGGAAAGGAAAGUUAUUUGCAGAGAUCCUGAAGACCAGAGUUGAGGAACUUGGGUUUACAGCAGACGUCACUGAUGUGGCCAGCUAUGACCAUGAGAAACUGUUGCAGGCAGAGGCAGAGGAAGGGAAGAUUUGUGUGUUCAUUGUCUCAACAUACACAGAUGGUCAACCACCAGGUGGGGCUCAGUGGUUCUACACUUGGCUGGAAGAUCUUGCCGAGGACUUUCGGGUGACCAAGGCAACGCUUGCGGGACUCAAUUAUGCAGUGGUGGGACUGGGGAAUUCACUGUAUUCUGAGCAUUUUAACACAGUUGCCAAGAACAUCGACUCCUGGCUGCAUACGCUGUCUGCCAACAGAGUUCUACCCCUUUGUCUGGCAGAUGAAAAUGUUAUUAACAGUAAAAACAAAGGAUUACGUGAAGAUUUUGAUGCAUGGUUACUAUCGUCAAUAAAAAACCUCACUCGGGCCCUGAAAGGUCGCCAGGUGACUGCGAAAAACUGUGAAGACGCGUGCACAAAACAAUGCAGCUGCAAGAAGGAUGGUGGCGGAGAUGUGGGUGACGGUGGCAGGUGCAGCAGUGACGAAGAAGCCGAUGGUCAGGAGGUAAUGUCAGAUGAGUCAGAUGAUGAGCCUUCUCCAGCAGCAAAGCCUGAUAUCAUGGACCUGGAAGACCUUGGCAAAUUAAUGAAGGAAUCUAAGAAUCAAAACCUGGCCAACGGAACAGCCGGAGGUCAAGGAGAUGGCCCCAGAGAAAUGAUCACACCCCUACUGCGGGAAUCCCUGGAGAAACAAGGCUACCAGCUGAUUGGUUCUCACUCAGGGGUCAAGCUGUGUCGCUGGACAAAAUCUAUGCUGCGUGGACGCGGAGGCUGCUACAAGCACACCUUUUACGGGAUCGAGAGUCACAGAUGUAUGGAGACGACACCCAGCCUGGCUUGCGCCAAUAAAUGUGUCUUCUGUUGGAGACAUCACACAAAUCCAGUGGGCACAGAAUGGAAGUGGAAGAUGGACGAUGCUGAAACCGUGUUUAAUGGGGCGGUUAAUAACCACAUUAAGCUGAUCAAACAGUUCAAAGGUGUGCCAGGUGUUUUACCAGAGAAAUUUGAAGAGGCUCUGAUCAUCAAACAUUGUGCCCUUUCACUCGUAGGGGAACCAAUCAUGUAUCCAGAGAUUAACAAAUUUGUGGAACUGUUACACGGCAAGCAGAUAUCCAGUUUUCUAGUCACAAAUGCCCAGUUUCCUCAAGAGAUCAGGGAUCUCCUUCCUGUGACCCAGUUGUACGUUAGUGUGGACGCAGCUACCAAGGAGAGUUUGAAGAAAAUUGACAGGCCACUAUUCAAGGACUUCUGGCAGAGGUUCAUCGACAGCUUGACCGCCCUCAGAGACAAGGGACAGAGAACUGUCUACAGGCUGACGUUAGUCAAGGCCUGGAACACGGAGGAACUAGACAACUAUGCCAAACUUGUUUCCCUAGGCAACCCAGACUUCAUAGAAGUUAAAGGUGUCACCUACUGCGGGGAAUCAAAAGCUUCCACUCUGACCAUGGAGAAUGUGCCUUGGCAUGAAGAGGUGGUCAAGUUUGUGAACGAGCUGGUUGACCGACUGCCUGACUAUGAAAUAGCUUCUGAACAUGAGCAUUCCAACUGUCUCCUCGUUGCACAUAAGAAGUUCAAACAGAAUGGGCAAUGGUGGACGUGGAUUGAUUACUCCAAAUUCCACCAGCUGUGGCAAAGAUAUCAGCAAUCUGGAGGCCAGGAGUCAUUCGAAUCUGCUGACUAUGUAGCUCCUACGCCAGCUUGGGCAGUUUUUGGUGCCAUAGAACAAGGAUUUGAUCCCAGCGAGAAAAGAUUCUACCGGAAGAAGGGACAGAAGUCGUAG
Candidula unifasciata is the source of this 2070-nucleotide messenger RNA. The record is from the annotation of a GenBank genome assembly. Lineage: Eukaryota; Metazoa; Mollusca; Gastropoda; Stylommatophora; Geomitridae.